AUGGCGGAUCCUUCAGCUCCCACCGGAGAUUCGGGAAAAAAUACUCAAUUAUUAUCGGUGAUCGGACCUAUACCAGAGAUAAAACCAGCAAAAUUGGCCCGGGAGAAUCUGUUACUCUACAGUAGCACUCUGAGAUAUACUAUGCUGGGAUUUAUACCUGCUUCUCUGCUCUAUCUAUUUGCGCAGCAGUCGAAUUCUGGGUACAUGCUACUUUCAAUCGUGGCUGCACUUAUUUUCAUGCUGUACCCGCCACCGGUCUUAGGAGUGCUCAAUCCCAUACGCGAUGGGAUAAAUCAGGCGAUGAGUCUAGAUUAUAAGCUCAACGAAGGCGGAUAUAUUGCUAUCAAGAGCGAUGAAAUGGGUGUAAUAGAUAUUGCAUUCCAACAGCACCAUGCUGCGCCAAAAUGGAUCCUUGGUAAUCAUACCUCUCCCUUUCAAGGCAAUGUUUCUGUGAUCCGGUGUGCAUAUUCCCACAAUCUACGGAUUAUUCGAGACGUUUGGCGCGGAACCGUAUUUCUGCAGUCAAUCAGUUCCACCGCACGAUAG
Uncinocarpus reesii 1704 is the source of this 546-nucleotide messenger RNA. RefSeq lists its product as uncharacterized. The record is from RefSeq and is a predicted model, not a curated record. Bases 1 to 546 code for a protein of 181 amino acids. The transcript is spliced from 3 exons. Lineage: Eukaryota; Fungi; Ascomycota; Eurotiomycetes; Onygenales; Onygenaceae.